Saccoglossus kowalevskii is the source of this 1321-nucleotide messenger RNA. RefSeq lists its product as uncharacterized. The record is from RefSeq and is a predicted model, not a curated record. Lineage: Eukaryota; Metazoa; Hemichordata; Enteropneusta; Harrimaniidae.
CAAGAUGGCGUCUUUUUAUUUACAUCGAGAGAAGGAAACGUUUUGAACCUUGAAGAUCAGCAGCAGUUAAAUGAAAUAGAAUGCCAGUCAGGAAGAAGAAGUCAGGGAAAAGGAAAAAAAAGUCUGCAAGCCCUGCAAGACCUAAGUCUGGAGUUAAAGAUGCAGGCUCAAAGACAGGAAAAAAACGAAAGAAGUCUGCUAAAAAGAAGUUAACAAAAGCAGAGAAGGCUGCUGAAAAGUUACAGAAGUCUGUGAACCGCUUUAUCGAUGACUUGGACCGACAUAAUAACUUCAUAGCCCGUAUGGAUAAGUGGAUUCUGGAGAAUGCAGAUAAAGCAAUUGAAAUGUUCCGUAGUUAUAAUGAUGUAGAGACGGUGACGUACGAAGAAUUCAAAGGAGGUAUGUUUGACUUGAAUGCACCUUGUAAUAAUUUAGAACUUCAGAUCUUGGCGUUGAGGCUUGAUAGACGUAAAACUGGGAAUAUUGAUUAUUUAGAACUUAAGAAAGGACUGCGGUUCUAUAGAGAUGAUGAGACUGAUGAUGAUGGUGAGGAUGAAGAUGAAGAAGAAGAGGAGGAAGGAGAAGAGGUUGCGGAGAAAAAAGAUAUAGAUGAAAAGGAAGAACAAAAUCAAGAAGGAGAAGAAACGCUUGCAUUGGAAAAAGCCAAGCAACUUAUUCUCUUUGGAAGCGCUCCCACUGAAGGUUCUGAAGAACAAUCUGAAGCGGACAAGGGUGAAACAAUUAAAUUGGAAAUCACACGAGAAGAAUUGGAAAAGUGUUCAUGUUGUAAGCUCAGUCUGUGGCAACCUUACAGAAUUAUGGCUCCAAAGUACGUUCUUCUUGAAUUACGUCUAAUAACUUUUGACAAUGUGAGAUCAUAUCCCGGACACUUUAAAAAGCUGGUACACUCUCAUCUCACCAUUUACGGGAUUAUGCAAAUAAUCUAUGAAGAAACUGCAACAGAAUCAUCCAAAUUGAAAAUAUUUCAAGACAAAACUCGAAACACAGAGGCUUUGCUGAUGCCAGAUGUGACCUUGGAGGAAAUCGGUGCGAAGGGUGGUGUCUAUCAAGAUCCGGAACCGAUGGUUUUGUAUUAUGAUUACACAACUGAAUUUCAUGACUGCCCUCUAUUAAUGUCUGAUUAUUACUUCGUUUAAUUUACUAGUAUUCUAUAAUUUUGAUGAAUAUUUUUGUCAUUUUUGGUAAAAAGCGAUAUUUUUGACUUCUUGUUAAAAACCGCAGGUCCAAUUGCUCUGAUACUAUACAUAUUGUUCAUUUUCUAAUGAUAUCUUCAGUUCUUUAAUUGAAAUGUGCAUUUCUA